Colletotrichum destructivum is the source of this 2542-nucleotide messenger RNA. RefSeq names its product Putative septin, P-loop containing nucleoside triphosphate hydrolase. NCBI's taxonomy places the organism in Eukaryota, Fungi, Ascomycota, Sordariomycetes, Glomerellales, Glomerellaceae. Gene Ontology annotation, cellular component: cell division site; septin complex; microtubule cytoskeleton. Gene Ontology annotation, molecular function: GTP binding; GTPase activity; molecular adaptor activity. The transcript has 5 exons. Gene Ontology annotation, biological process: cytoskeleton-dependent cytokinesis; intracellular protein localization. The record is from RefSeq and is a predicted model, not a curated record. Bases 358 to 1701 code for a protein of 447 amino acids.
CUUCCCACCCAAAACGUAUGUUCAUUGAGAACCUACCUCCCUCGACUUCGACUUCACAACCAUCUCACACUCUCUCUUCCCCGAGGUUGUGAAUCUUCUUCCCUUCGACCCAUCAUCCAUACUGCUUCGGCAUUUCCAGCAUCACUUCUUCGGAACCGCGAGGUCUCCCAUUCGUCUGCCGCCAGACCCCCUUUUUUUCUUCUUCUUCCCUCUCUCCUUGACCAACUCUCUCGCAUCCCUUUCUCUCGUUCGUUACCCAUCUGCGACGCUCCUUGACACGCGACUGCUUUGUAGACGUCCAGAUCUUUCCUCCAGAUCAAUCCAACCUUUGAGUUAACAGCCCCGACGAUAUUCGAUAUGGCCUCCGAAGGUUCCCCCGCCACCUCCCCGCCGCCCUCGAGGGCGCCCACCUCGCCCCCUGCGGAAGACCCAGCUUCUGACCCUUACCAAGCUGGCGGUGCCUCCUCGGCUCCCUCCAGUGAUCUUAGGAACAUUGUCCGUCGCAAGCUGACCGGCUAUGUUGGCUUUGCCAACCUACCUAACCAAUGGCACCGCAAGAGUGUCCGCAAGGGCUUCAACUUCAACGUCAUGGUUGUUGGUGAAUCCGGACUCGGAAAGUCGACCCUUGUCAACACACUCUUCAACACCUCACUGUACCCCCCAAAGGAGCGCAAGGGACCUAGCCUCGACAUCCUCCCCAAGACUGUCCAGAUUCAGUCCAUCAGCGCCGACAUCGAGGAGGCUGGCGUCCGUCUCCGCUUGACCGUCGUUGACACCCCUGGCUUCGGCGACUUUGUCAACAACGACGAGUCCUGGCGCCCGAUCGUUGACAACAUUGAGCAGCGUUACGACGCCUACCUCGAUGCCGAGAACAAGGUGAACAGGAUGAACAUCGUGGACAACCGUAUCCAUGCCUGCGUCUUCUUCAUCCAGCCCACUGGCCACUCUCUGAAGCCCCUUGAGAUCGAGGUCAUGCGCCGCCUUCACACCAAGGUUAACUUGAUCCCCGUCAUUGCCAAGGCCGACACCCUCACCGACGAGGAGAUCGCCAACUUCAAGUCAAGAAUUCUUUCCGACAUUAAGUACCACGAUAUCCAGAUCUUUGAGGGUCCUCGUUACGAGCUCGACGAUGAGGAGACCAUUGCGGAGAACAAUGAGAUCAUGUCCAAGGUCCCCUUCGCCGUGGUUGGCGCUACGAACGAGAUCACCAACGCCGACGGACGCAAGGUCCGCGGACGUAGCUACCCCUGGGGUGUCAUUGAGGUCGACAAUGAGGAGCACUGCGACUUCGUCAAGCUCCGCCAGAUGCUCAUUCGUACCCACAUGGAGGAGCUCAAGGAGCACACCAACAACAGCCUGUACGAGAACUACCGCACCGACAAGCUCAUUGGCAUGGGCGUGUCGCAAGACCCAAGUGUUUUCAAGGAGGUCAACCCCGCUGUCAAACAGGAGGAGGAGCGCGCCCUACACGAGCAAAAGCUCGCCAAGAUGGAAGCCGAAAUGAAGAUGGUCUUCCAGCAAAAGGUCGCCGAGAAAGAGAGCAAGCUGAAGCAGAGCGAAGAAGAGCUCUACUCCCGCCACAGAGAGAUGAAGGAGCAGUUGGAGCGCCAACGCAUGGAGCUCGAAGAGAAGAAGCAAAGAGUCGAGAGCGGCCGGCCCAUCGAGAAGGAAGGCAAGCGGAAGGGCUUCUCGCUCCGUUAAGAAGCCUCCUCCCUCGUCCCUGGUCUCUUGACGCCGCACGUUGUUCGCAUUCUCUCCUUUCUACGACCCAUGUCUAAGUACCAAUGAUGCCCAUACAAUACCAGCACAACGCGUCUCUUUGUCUCGAUUCUCUUCUUGUUUUUUCUUAUCACCCCCUUUCUCCGGACCUCUUUUAAUCAAACAACCCCUCAUCUAAUCACAUACGGAAUCCCAACAUCACCAAAAGUCUUUACGAAGCAGGCACGCAGGGGGGCUUGACGCGGACUGAGGAGGGAAACAUGCAAAAGAAACAAAUACGAGGAGUCAUUGCUUCCGUGAGGCUUGAUUCUGGCGAUGAGGCGUUUCAACGGCACACUUUUUUUGAAGCUCUGCUGGCCGUGGUUCGUCUGUCUCAUGGCGGACUCGGCUGAGGAGGACCUCGGGAAGAGACGAUUGAUUUGGUCAGUGGGACACAUGCGUUAGCAGAGUAUCCUCGUGGAUUCAUUUCUUUUCGAAGAAGAGAGACUUGCCACUCGGAAUAGGGUUUUCUUAUAAUCUACGACGCCACGCUCGAUACUCUUCUGUCGCCUUAUGGUGUUGACUCAGCCAAUUUCCCUCCAGCUGCCGACGCACACAAUCAUGAUGGAUAGAAGUUAACGCUAGCGUCGUGAAGAUCGGAGCAGCCCGCUUAUUCUAGCAAGCAAUCCCCCCCUCGAUGUUGUAUUUUAUUCGGAUGGGGUCAUGGAGAAGGAGGGUCGAAGAUGGCCUGGCAUGACAGGUGUUUUCGUUUACUUGGCAUUUCAUUUCCUUGGUGUCUUCCCUUUGCUACUAGUUUUUGUGUGUACCGAAAAAGAUGAUUCCC